Candidula unifasciata is the source of this 211-nucleotide messenger RNA. The record is from the annotation of a GenBank genome assembly. Lineage: Eukaryota; Metazoa; Mollusca; Gastropoda; Stylommatophora; Geomitridae.
GUACUGUAAAUGUAUGGGACUGCAAAGUGUUGAGAUUUGCUAUGGGAGGUCACUUCUGUGUUCCCAUCUUUGCUGGCAUUCAGUGGUCAGACAUGUCAAAUUUGUUGGGCAGUGAAGCUCAAGUUUUCCUGGCAAACACACGGCAGUCCAGUUUGCUGGAAGAAACAUUUGACGAGAGACUUCGGAUCGAGGAGCUCGAUGAAGGUAAAUA